This is a messenger RNA of Candoia aspera, 8466 nucleotides long. RefSeq names its product centrosomal protein 250 (gene CEP250). The transcript has 32 exons. The coding region runs from base 1 to 7863 and encodes 2620 amino acids. Lineage: Eukaryota; Metazoa; Chordata; Lepidosauria; Squamata; Candoiidae. Gene Ontology annotation, cellular component: centriole; centrosome. Gene Ontology annotation, biological process: cilium assembly. The record is from RefSeq and is a predicted model, not a curated record.
AUGGAAGAAGAGAAAACAGUAAACAGCAUGAAAACACAGAUGGGUUUUUUGUUGCCGGAUGACCAAAUAACAGCAUUACGUCACCAGAUGAUGGAAAACCAGGCAUCCUAUCGUCAGAAACUACAAAGUUCACAAGAAGCACAACACUGUCAAGCAAUACUUGUACAAAAGCUACAGGCAAAGGUUUUGCAAUAUCGAAAUUGGUGCAAGGAGUUAGAAAAGCGUCUGGAAGCCAACAAUGAUUCUCAUCUACAUCUGCAGGAUCACAAAGUGGACCAGAGUCUAGAAAAUAUAUUGGUUCAUUUGGAAGAAGAACAGCAGAGAUGUGAGAAUUUGGCUAGGGUGAACAUCUUGCUUCGGGAACACUUGGACAAAGCUAAUGAAGUGAAUGGGGCUCUCCAGGAAGAUAUCAACAAACUGAUAGAUGAUUGGACAAGAGCCAAAUUUGAGUUAGAGCACAAAGAGAGUGAAUGGCACAAAGAACGGGAGUUCUUUGAAAACUAUAUGCGGUCUGAACACGAUCGUAUCCUUGGCAUUUGGCGGCAAGUGGUGACAUUACGUCGUCAUUUUUUGGAAAUGAAGACAGCAACUGACAGGGAUCUGUCUGAAUUAAAAGCUGAGCAAGUGAGGCUUUAUGGCUCUAUAUUGGUCAGUUGCUUCCAUGUGAGCUCUGAUGCACAGUUCUGGGAGACCAAGAAUUUAGAAGAUCCAGCCCUAAGAUGCCAGCUACAGGAACAGCAACAGCUUGGUAAAAGACUAGAGAAAAUGGAUAUGGAGAAAGUAAUAUAUCAGCCAGCCAAAGAAAUUGUGACUUUACAUAUCAAAGGAGAUUUGGCAAAGGAAGAUCUUCAGAGCAGGGUGCUGGAGUUGACUGCUUUGCUUGAAGAGUCUCAUAAACAGAAUGAAGAGAAGGAGAAGACAAUGAAGGCACUAAGAGACACGGUGGAAAUUCUGAAGGCGAAUAAUUUGAAGAUAGAUUGUGAUCAAACAACAAGCAAAAAUAUCAGUGAAGAGAUCUUUUCUCUGCAACAUGUGAUAACAGAAAUUACUCAGGCAGUCAUUAGCGAGAAUGAUGCAACAAUUGGCAUCCCGCAACUUGAGAAGCAUGCUGACCCUUGUGGGAUCAUACCACUGGAUGCUGGUGAUUCAGAUGGGACCCUUCUUCUUGUACGUGAUGUGCUUGCUAGGAGAAGAAAUCAAGUGCAGCAACUGAGGCAACAGCUGUUGGAAAGUCAAGAUUCUGUCACUGCUUUGGAGAAGCAACAAAAGCAGCAGGCAGAGCACAGCAGCUUCCUAAGAGAUAGGCUUGAACAACUAGAAGGAGAAAGAGACACAUGUGCAAGCCAACGUCAGCAUUUACAGUCUGUAUUGCAGACUUACCGUAGUGACCAUGAAACCCUGGAGAAAUCUAGAAAAGAACUGCAGCAACAGCUGGAAAUAUUGCAACAGGAGGUGCAGCACUUACGCCAGAGUAACACUGAGCUACAGCUGAAAGGAGAUAUGGCAGAUGGGGAGAAAGAAGAAAAACAGGAGGAAUUGGAAAGGCUAAUGCGUGAGAGAGAAUACACUCAGGAAGAACAAAAUGCUCUUGAAGAAAAGCAUUCAUUGUUAAAAAGUGAAUUGGUAGCUAUGAGAGAGUCAUUGGAAAAAUCUCAUCUUGAUGGAGAGCUGAUGAAGCAAGAAAAAUAUGAACUUGCUGUAGCAUUGGAGCAGGCUGAGGAGUCUCUUGCAAAGUUAACCAGUGCGCACAAUAAGCUGAAGGCAGAAACCGCUAACCUUCAUGAUGUGGUUACAAAGAUGAGCACCCUUAGUGAGGCACUAGCACUGGAUAAAGUGAGUUUAAACCAACUGAUUUUGAAGUUAGAACAAGAAAACCAGGCUCUCUUGGACAAAGUAGAUCAUAUGGAAAGGAAAGAGGCCAUCUUGCAGAAGCAGCUUAACCAGACAGAAAGAACAAAUGAGGAAUUAAAUGCAGAGAAGUUUCGCUUGGAACAGUUGCUGCAUAAGGCUGAGGAGCUGCAGGAAAGCUUACAGAAUGAAUUGAGAGUGUUAACAGAUGAAAAGGAAGAGGCAUAUGAAGAACUGAAUAAGGUACAUCAUCAGCAUGAAAUAUCUCAUACGAGUUUGGAACAAACAAAUCAAGAGUUAAAUCAUAUAGGGGAAAUGCUGUCCAGGGCUUCCAGAGAAAAGGAAUCACUAAUGCGUGAAAAAACUGCUUUGGAAGUACGACUAGGGGUUGUUGAGAGAGACAGACUGACUCUUACAGAGCAGGUGUCAAAAUUCAGGUCAGCAAAGGAUCUUCUGGAAUCAAGUCUCUUCCAAGCUCAGAAGCAAUUAUCUCAACUGGAAGUUACCCGAGAUCAACUGGAAAUGAAAAUUCAGGCAAUUAGCCAGGCCAAAGAAGUGAUACAAGGAGAAGUGAAAUGCCUUUGUGUGGAGCUGGAAGCUGCAAAAUCAAAAAUUGAACAAGAAAAGGAAGAAAAAGCAUGGCAGCUGUCACAGGUAGAGCACAAGUGCCAAGAAACCCUCAGCCGCUGCCACACUGUACAUAAAGAGGAAAUGGACUUAGUCUCUCAGAAGCUGGGAAAUGAACGAGAAUGUCACCAAAUAGAAUUAGAACGUGUUGUCAAGGAGAAAGAAGAGAUUGAAAGUAUCUAUGAAGGGAAGCUCCUGGAACUGCAGCAGAAGAUCACUGAUAUUCAAACCCAUAUGGAAGAUGAGCUCAUUAAAGCUGAAAAUGCCAAACAAGAGGCUCUUCUAGAAAAAGAGAAUGAAAAAAACCCUUUACGAGAGGAAAUCUUCCAAACAAAUGAGAAACUUGUUAGUACUUGUCGGCAGCUGGAGUAUAUUCAUCAAGAGAUGAAGAAGCUUGAAGAGAGGGAGCAGAAUAAUGUACAACUUCUGGAAGCUGAGCUGAAAGAUACCACAAAUACAAUGAAAACCUUGAAAAUAAAGCAAAAGGAGGAAAUAAAAUCUCUCAAAGAAGAAAUAAAUGUCCUACUUAAUCAGCGAGACAGUUUACAAAAUCAGAUACAAGAGUUGGAGUUCCAGCUACUGACUACAAAAGAUUCUUGUAAAUUGAUUAACCAAGAGGCUCAGCAACAUUUAAGAGAAAUGCAGGAACUGUCUGAACAGAAGGAGCUUGAAGUGUCACACCUACAAAAGAUGCUAGAAACAGAGAGAAAACAGAGAGAGGAGGCCGUGCAGCAGCACAUGAAGUGGCAGAGACAGAAGGAAGAGUUGGAACAGAGAAACACAGAACUGAGAGCUAUGCUGCAAAGUCAGUGGGAGGCCGAAAAACACCUAAACAACACGCUACUAAGAAAGCAAGAAGAGGUGGAGCACCAGCAGACCACGAUUCAAGCCCUGGAGAGAAAGCAGAGGCAGUGGGAAGAGGCAGAGCUUCAGAAUUCAGAGCAACAGCAAGUGCUUCAGAGACAAUGGGAAGAGGCAAAAUCUCAAAUUAAACUGCUACAAAAUCAGAAAAGGGACACAGAGCUUCAGAACAUGGAGCUGCGGCACCAGAAAGAGGAGGUGGAACUUAAGAAUGCAAAACUGAAAGCUGAGCUUCAAAGGCAGCAAGAGGAGGCAGAACAUGAAAGGGCUACGCUUCAGAGCCAUUGGGAAGAGACACAAAAACGCUGUUCAGAGUUGCAGAAUUGGAAAGAAAAUGUUGAACAUCAGAAUGCGGAAUUUCAGGCCCUUCUCCAUAACCAGCAAGAGGAAAUGGAAAGUAAGGAUACAUGUAUGAAGAAAGAACAAAACCAGAAUUUGGAGCUUAAGGCAACCUUACAAACUCUGGAGCAGGAACGAGCCAGCUUGGUUGUCUCGCUGGAGGAGAAGGAGGCCAGGCUGAAGAAACUGCAAGAGAGGGAUGAUGCUCACCAGGAUGAAAUCACCAAAUUGAAUAGUGCCCUACACCAAGCAGAACAGAUGCUUGCUGAGCACCGAAAAGAAGUGCGGGAACUCUUUAGCCAGAUGGAAUCACUCAAGCAGGUGAUGGUACAGAAGGAGGCAACUUUGGUAGCUCAUAAGCAACAGCUAACUCAGGAUCUAGAAGUUUCCCGUGCUAACGAGCAACAUGCAAAAGACGCUAUGCAAAAGCUGGAGGCUGAAGUGUCCCAGUUACGCUUAAGCCUAUGUAGCACAGAGAGCAGGGCAGAGGCCCUGGCAUCUGAAUGUCAGCGUGCUUGUUCAGUCCAUUGGGAGGCCCAGGCCCAGCUGACAAAGCUACGUUCAGUUCUUCAGUGCAUGCUGUGUAACAGUCCUGAGCCAAAGCUUAGAGGGCAAGGAGACCAAAACUUUUGGAGUUCUUCAUCCCUUAAAAGAGAACAGGGUAAUAUGAAGGGACUGGCUUUGUUUCAGCCGAAGGACAGUUCCACAGAGCUUACAGUCGAGAGAGUCGCAGAAGCACUUCAAGGUUUGCGGCAAGAUCUCUGGCGGGCUCACCUUGAGCGGGAUGAGGCAAGGAAGAAUUCUGAGAAGUUGAAACAAGAACUUAGUGAGAGGGAAGCAGAAAGGGUACGCAUUAGUGCCAAGGCUGAGGAGCUCCAAAAAUGGCUGAACCAAUCCCAAGAAGAAAAAAAUGUUGCUGAAGGCAAACGUGGCUCUCUAGAGUCUGCCUUAAAGACAGAGGUCAUUGCUUUCAAGGAAGAGAAUGCGAGUCUACGUGAAAAGGUGACCAGUUUGGAGAAGAUACUUGAAAGCACAGAGAAACAAAGAAAAGAUGUGGUGAAUGUGCGAGACACAUUACAAAUGGCUAAGGAGAAGCUCACAUGGGAGCUGCAGCUUCUUCAGGAAUCAGCCAAAGCUUCAGAACUUCGAGCAAAUGCCAUGGAAAAGAUGAAUCAGUCCCUGGAGCAAGAACUUCAAACAACUCUCUCCACUCUCAGAAUGAAACAUGAGGAAGUUGAGACUUAUCAGAAGAAACUUGUGCCUUUGCAGAAAGAGGUAGAGGUAGGAAGAGCACUUCAGGAAAUUGUGGAUCAUCUCAAUGUUACUCUAGGAAAGAGAAAUGAAGAAAUAAAAGACCAGCUACAGCAGAUUAGGGAUCUAGAGAAUCACAAAGAAGUGCAAAAAGCUGCCAUAGAGCAUCUCACUAAAAAUCUAGAAAAGAGAAGUGAAGAAAUUGACUCCCAAAAAAAGCAAAUUGAAGAAAUAACAAAGCAAGAUAAGAUGCAGAAGGCUGAUCUCAAGAAACUAAAUUUAGAUCUAGAAGAGACAGUCCAGACUUUGAAAUCACAACAAGAAAAGCUUCAAAAACUACAGGAGUUAACGGAAAACCAAAAAACAAUAAUUGAAAGCCUAUCUCUGAAUCUGGAGGGAAAAAUCAAGGAAACUAACAUCAAAGAGGAGAAAAUUCAGAUUAUGGAACUUAAUGAAUCAACACAAAUUGGAGCUUUGCUGAAAGAUCUAGGUGACCUGAAAAUAAAGUUGAAUGAAAAAGAUUGGGAACUUGCAUCUCAAAAGCAGGUACUUCAAGAAUGGGAAGAACAGGGGAAAACGCGUGAGAAAUCUCUUUAUACAAGCCUCGAACACAUGAAAGCCAUUCUUAGGGACAAAGAAAGGGAGGUAGAAUCCCAGAGGGAACAGAUAUCAAGUUUCCAGCAGCAUGAAGCUCAGAAGGAGAAGCAUCUUAGUGAGCUUUCUGAGAAGCAGAAACAGAUGACAUUGACUUUGACCCAGAAAGAACAAGAGCUUGAGGCACAAAAAAAGCAAAUGAAAGAAAUGAAAGAAGAAAUGGAAAUAGAACGAAUGGCUCUUCAAGAACAGAGAGCAAAGACACAGGUAGCUUUGGAGGAAAACAACGCAGAAUUGGAGUUCCAAAGGAAGCAUGAAGAGGAAUUGAAAAGCCAGAUAAGAGUUCUACUUGAAGAUAUCCAGUACAGCACAGGAGUGCUAAAGGAGAGAGGUGGUAAUGCAGAGUUUCAGGAUGAACAAAUAAACCAACUCAAGAAGCAAAAGCUACAGGAAACUACUUCUGAUAUGUUGGGAGAACUCAAAGUAUCCUUUAAGAGGCGACAACAAGAAAUUGAGUCCCUGAAAGAGCAGCAUGAAAAGAACACAGAAGAGAAAGUAAGGCUAAUAAAAGGAUUGCAGUCAGAACUUCAACAAGCAAAACAAGCUUUAAAAAAUGGAGAAUUGCAGAUAAAGUAUUUAAAGGAAAAGAACCUCCAGCAAAUUCAACAACAGGAGGCACAGACAAAAUCUGUUCUGGACAAACUGGAUCUUACUAGGUCUUCCCUUCAUGACAAAGAAAAGGAGAUAGAAUCCUUACAAAUGUGUAUCAAGGAACUCUCAAAACAAAAAGAGGAAAUACAGCAUAAUGUUUCAAGCCUACAGCAGGAUCUGGAUAGGGUUAAUCAGUUGCUGACAGAGAAGGAAGAAGAGCUUCUCAAGCAAGCAGAACAAAUUAGUAAGUACCAAGUUAAAGUAGAAGCCAUGAAGAGAGAACGAAACAGUGAGGAAGAUCUUCUGCAAGAUCAGCACACACAUGAGCAAGAACAUGAAAAACAUCUCAGAGAGCAAGAGGAACUACUUGACAAAAAGAAUAAAGAGAUAAAUUGUCAAGAUGAAAGGAGUCAAAAGCCAAUGAAAAAUGAGCCUGAAGAGCACCAGGAGUAUAUACAGCAUCUCCAGCUUAUACAGAAGAAAAGGGAUGAUGAGAUUGAAUUGCAAAGAGGGAAAACUGAGCAGCUGGAAGAGAGACUCAAAGAUAAAGAGAAGGAAUUACUAACCUAUAGUGAACAGAUAAAGCAAAUAAUUUCAGCUCUGAAACUGCAAGAUAACAAAGAGUACAAUUUCCAUAGCUGUAUUGAGAAAAUUAUUAUGUGGAAGGAAGAGGAACUAGUGAAGAGCAAGGCUAUUAAGGAAAAAGACCAGUGCUUGGAAUGGCAGAAGGAAAAAAUUCAACAUUUGGAAAAUGAGAAAAUAAUAAACCGACAAGAAUUGAAUCAUAUGACAGCUGUUCUAAAACAGACAGAGAGUGGUGAGAUAGAAUGGAGGGAGAAGGCCCAGAAGCUGGAUCUGGCUCUGGCCCGAAGUGAAGAGGCUAUGAGAAUUUUAAAGGAGGAAAUAGCUGUUACACAGAGCAUGGUUUCAGAAAGGGAUCUGGAUAGGCUUCAUCUCCAGGGGCAAUUGGAUACAGCUUUCAGAACUCUGAAGGAGGCAAGGUUUAUCAUUGAAACUCUGGUGGGAGAUACUGAUCUGCUACCCAGUGAAAAUGAUAUACCAGGGGUGCAGCAUAAUGAGGCUGGAGAGGCUUCGAAAAAAGAGGGGCAGCUGAUAUGGAUGACUGAAAAAAGACUCUUGUAUAGACGUUUACAACUUCUGCAGCAAGCUGUGGCCAGGUUAGAGAAUGAUAAACAUGGUUUAGAGAAGCACAAUACCCAAUUGAGAGAUGCACUACAAGAGGUAGAACAUGAACGGAGGAGACUAAAAAAGAGUCAUGGAGACUUUUCUCUGAGCUCUGAAUUUUCACAACCUGAUUCUGGGUCACAAAAAGUUCCCUCUGUUUCAAAGAAGGAAACCCAGGUUCUCCACGAGCAACUGGCAGAGUUACAAAAACAGGUUUUUAUUCUACAAUCACAGCUAUCACUAGAACGGAAGCAGAAGCAGAAUUAUAUCAUCAGCUGUACCAAAACAAAUCAAGAGCUUGCAGAUUUACAUCAAGAGCUUGCAGGCUCUUUAGCUGUUGUGGCUAGAGAACCUGAGGCAACUAUUAUGGAAUCAGAGACUCGCAAGCUUGAUGAAACCCUGCAUAACAGCUGGACACUGGGAGCUGUAGGCUUAGGUGGUGCCUUAUCUGGAAAACAUCUAGUAAGCUCAACACCCAAAAGAGUUCAUCAGAAGCCCACAAGGUAGCAUAGAAGUGGCGGAAGCAAGAAAUUACAGAAGCUCCAGCACAAACUAACAGGACUUUAAACAGUUAUGAUGGAUCCUUCCCCUUAUUCAGCUAGCCUUGAUUUCAAGGGCCUACUCUGCCAGUUUCAGAAAUAUAAUUCCAGAUUCCCUGGAACCAAUGAAGAUCAUCUCAAUACAGGCUGAGAAAGAGCAAAAGUAGUUGAGAGACUCCAUACUAAGUGGUUGAAGGUAUGUGCUGUGGAAAUCAUUGGACAUAACAAAAUCCAAAGCCAGUGUAUGAGAACUAUAUAAAGGAAGGACUGCUUACAACCAUGGAAUUUCUGGUAGGAAGAAUGGAAGUUCAUUCCAGGAAAUGAGUCAUGAGAAAACUGAACUCAUUAAAAAGAUUUCCAGCUUUGUUUUGCAUAGACCCAUGGGACAGUACUUGAUCAGAGAGAAGGAUCUCAAUCGAAAUACUAAUUUUGGUUUAAUAAUCUUAUUGGUAGAGAUAUCCCUUCCUAAACUGUUGUACAGCAAUUUGCUAUAAGAUAUAUCUAAAGGGUUUUUUAUAACAUUUUGUACUAAAGGGUUUUCUUAAUAUUUAUAAUAAAAAAUGCAUUUUCA